Messenger RNA from Asparagus officinalis (garden asparagus), 1154 nucleotides. RefSeq names its product E3 ubiquitin-protein ligase CCNB1IP1 homolog. The record is from RefSeq and is a predicted model, not a curated record. NCBI's taxonomy places the organism in Eukaryota, Viridiplantae, Streptophyta, Magnoliopsida, Asparagales, Asparagaceae. Bases 216 to 1124 code for a protein of 302 amino acids. Gene Ontology annotation, biological process: chiasma assembly. The transcript is spliced from 10 exons.
AACUCGCCUUCAAAAUUUAUAGAGUAGAAUUCUUCAAUUUUAUAAUUUCCCCCAAUUUCUUAACUAUCCCCACAGAGAACAAGGCUUCGGAUUCGUGUUGUUAUACUGAUUUCUUUACGAUCUGAGAAAUUUCCGAAGAGUUUCGAGUUAUCUGUGAUGUACUCUGAGAUGUAUUAACAACAUCCUAUUUCCAUGGGAGCAUCUCAACGGGUGAAAUGAGGUGUAAUGCAUGCUGGAGGGAGUUGGAAGGACAAGCCAUAACAACAACCUGUGGCCACCUAUUGUGCAAAGAAGAUGCCAGCAAGAUACUGAGUAAUGAUGGUGCAUGUCCAAUUUGCGAUCAAGUACUCUCCAAAAGCCAUAUGCGACCAAUUGAUACAAAUCCAGGUGAUGACUGGAUAAAUAUGGCAAUGGCUGGAAUUUCUCCACAGAUACUCAUGAAAAGUGCAUAUCGAAGCGUCAUGUUCUACCUCGGACAAAAGGAAUUGGAGAUGCAAUGCAAAAUGAACAAGAUUGUCACACAAUGCCGGCAAAAGUGUGAGGCUAUGCAAGAGAAAUUUACUGAGAAAUUGGAGCAGGUGCACACUGCCUAUCAGAAAAUGGCAAAAAGAUGUCAGAUAAUGGAGCAGGAAGUUGAAAGCUUGUCCAAAGAUAAGCAAGAACUACAAGAAAAAUAUGCUGAGAAGUCCAGGCAAAAACGAAAACUUGAUGAGAUGUAUGAUCAAUUGAGAAGUGAAUAUGAGUCGAUGAAACGUUCAGCAAUCCAGCCUGCGAGCAACUUUUUUUCCAGAACUGAGCCGGAUUUAUUCUCAAAUAUGCCGAACAUGAUGAAUGGGAGAGAUCCCCUGAGACAAGAUUGUUCGGUUUACACUCCUGAUACUCCAGGGCAGAGGGAGGAGAUAUGGCCUGCAACAAGGCAGAAAUCCAACUCAGGACCCUUUGAUCUCUCGACCGGGUCUCCACCAAAGACGCAAAUCCCCGUGGAUGCCGGAACCCGGAGAUCUUCACGCCCUGUAUUUGGUGCCGGCGUCAGCAAUCCUUCUGCGACUCUGCGCAAUCUCAUAAUUUCUCCCAUGAAGCGACCUCAGCUGUCUCGUGGCGGCCAGAACUUGUUCACGUUAUAAAACGGUCGAAAGUUGGACCCUUCUGUGUAU